AUGAAAAUGCAAAAUCAGAGCAUAAUCACCGAAUUCAUCCUUGUAGGAUUCUCAAACCUGAGGGAACUACAGAUCCUCCUUUUCUUCAUCUUCCUUCUGGUAUACCUGACCACGUUGACUGCCAAUGCCACUAUCAUGACAGUUAUUCGCUUGGACCGGGCUUUACACACACCCAUGUACUUCUUUCUCUUUGUCCUCUCCUGUUCUGAAACCUGCUACACUUUAGUCAUCAUACCAAAAAUGCUUGCAAACUUACUCUCUACCAACCCAACUAUUUCUUUCUCUGGCUGUGCUGCUCAGCUCUAUUUCUUUGUAGGUUUGGCCUGUACCAACUGCUUUCUCAUUGCUGUGAUGGGCUACGAUCGCUAUGUUGCCAUCUGCAAUCCUCUCAACUACAUGAUCAUUGUCAGCCGAGCCACCUGCAUCCUAUUGGUUCUGGCCUCCAGCUUUUGUGGCUUCCUGAUCUCUGUGGUUGUCAAUGUACUGGUGUUCAGUGUUCCCUUCUGUUCCUCCAAUCGCAUCAGCCACUUCUUUUGUGACAUUUUCCCUGUCCUCAAACUGGGCUGCACAGACACCCACCUGAAGGAAAUGGUCAUCUUUUUCCUCAGCAUUCUGGUGCUGUUGGUCCCUUUUGUGCUCAUCUUUAUCUCCUAUGUGUUCAUUGUGUCCACCAUCCUCCAGAUCUCCUCUGCAGAAGGACAGCGCAAGGCCUUUGCCACUUGUGCUUCCCACCUCACUGUUGUGAUUGUCCACUAUGGCUGUGCCUCCUUUAUCUACUUGAGGCCCACAUCCCUGUAUUCCUCAGACAAGGACUUACUUGUGGCAGUGACCUAUACAGUCAUCACCCCCCUCCUCAAUCCCCUGGUCUACACCCUCAGAAACAAGGAGGUUAAGGUAGCACUGAGAAAGGUGCUCAGCCGGUACUCACUUGCCAAGAUCGUGUGA
Messenger RNA from Suncus etruscus (white-toothed pygmy shrew), 945 nucleotides. RefSeq names its product olfactory receptor 10T2-like. Gene Ontology annotation, cellular component: membrane. The record is from RefSeq and is a predicted model, not a curated record. Bases 1 to 945 code for a protein of 314 amino acids. Gene Ontology annotation, molecular function: olfactory receptor activity; G protein-coupled receptor activity. The transcript has a single exon. NCBI's taxonomy places the organism in Eukaryota, Metazoa, Chordata, Mammalia, Eulipotyphla, Soricidae. Gene Ontology annotation, biological process: G protein-coupled receptor signaling pathway.